Caenorhabditis elegans is the source of this 1618-nucleotide messenger RNA. RefSeq names its product UNC93-like protein MFSD11 (gene Y11D7A.3). NCBI's taxonomy places the organism in Eukaryota, Metazoa, Nematoda, Chromadorea, Rhabditida, Rhabditidae. Gene Ontology annotation, cellular component: membrane. The record is from RefSeq and is marked reviewed.
GAAUAGUUGGGGGAUCAAAAUGGAAUCAUCUAAUAUUCCUUAUGUUCUUGAGGAGAGCAGUGCCAAACCAAAAAGGUUUUGGAUGGAACUAACCCCCAGACGUCAUGAACUUCUCAGCACAUAUCUUCUCGGAAUUGGAACUCUCUUUUUAUACACCGGAUACUCACUUCAACAGUUUAUCGGAGAAUCUGUCAUCCACUCAAUUCAUGAAAAGUCACCGGACACCAUUUCCGCUUAUGCUGGAUACUAUGGAGCAGCCUUUCACUUAUCAGCAUUUGCAGUAUUUUCUCUCAUCACUCCUUCCCUUCAACACUUUGUCCCAAGUAAAUGGUUCCUGACACUGGCUUCUGCACUUUUUGCAGUUUAUUAUCUUGGAUUUUUUCAAUUGAAUAAGUACUACUUCUACUUGACACAAGCUCUUAUGGGAGUUGGAUAUUCAUUUUAUAACAAUGGAGAAGGACAAUAUCUGUCCGAACAUUCUUCUCGAAGAACGAUUGAAUCAAAUACUGGAAUUGAGACUGCAGUUGGGCAUGCAAGCAUGUUUUUCGGAGGAAUUGCACUUAUCGUUCUAUGCUUUUUGUUACACACAGAUGGUGGUACUGGAAUUGAGUACUCGGAUUUGCAGAUUAGAUUUAUCUACGGAACCAUGUUCAUUUUGAAUAUCUUCUCUGUCAUUGUGUUUGCAUUUCUACCAACAAAACAAUAUGACUCAAUUGCUUCCAAAUCUUCAACUGUUGUACCAUCUUUUGCUAAUCAAAUUAAGCAACUUCUCAAAGCAUUUCAAUCAACAAAUUUGCUGAUCUUAAUGCCAUUCUUCUUUUUCCAAGGAUUUGCAGUUUCAUUCUUAAUGACUGUAUAUCCAACAACACUUUCAUUUACUCAUGCAUUCAAAACUGAUAUUUAUAUUAUUGGAAUUUAUUCGGUUUCAAUGGGGUUGGCUGAAGCAAUUGGUGGUAUCUUCUUGCGCCCAUUGCUCAAAAGAGCCGGUGAUUAUGGUCUCUAUGUGACCGCUGGAUUCAAUUUUCUCUCAUACUCAGUUGUUAUCAUUUUGGCUUUUCUUUCAAUUCCAAAUCUUUCAACCUUUGGUCCAACCAGUUCACCACCAAUAUUUCUCACUCCAAGUCGUCUUCUCGUCUUCAUCAUUGGAUUUUUGAUCGGAUUCUCUGAUUUCUGUGUGACAAUGGCUCGUGCUGUCAUUUGCCAAGUCGCUGUUCCAGAUUGUCGUAUGCAGGUCUUCUCUCUGUCAAAACUUUAUCAGAGUGGUUCAUCAGUUGUAGUUCUCCUUCUAACUCCAUAUAUGACUAUCUACAUUUGGCUUUGUGUGCUCACAAUUUUCCUUUUAAUUGGAACCACAUGUUUCGUUAUUGUUGCCCGUAGAACUGCUGCCGAUCGUCAAAAACAUUCAAUUGCUCAUCCAUCCCAAGCUCAACUUGCUGACAAAAUCUGAAUAUCGGAUUUAACUGACCAACAGCCAAAUAUGAUGAUCUCCAUUCCAUCCGACACUUCCCUUAAUUUUUAAAAUUCACUAAAUUGUGUGCAUUUUCGGGUUUGAGACAUGCCUGCUAACCAAUUCUCACAAUAACUUCACAAAGAAAUAAAAUGAAGAAUUUAAUAAUGU